AUGCGUACCAACCUAAUAGAUUUCUUUGAGGGAGUGACCAAGUUGCUAGAUGAAGAAGGGCUGCAGAUGUUACAUACAUGGACUUUAAGAUUUAGUGGAAAAAGGAUUACAGGAGUCUCUAUCCUUCGUGCUGGUGAAACAAUGGAGCAAGCAUUAACUGCAGUGUGCAAGGACAUCAGACUAGGAAAGAUUCUGAUUCAAACUAACCAUGACACCGGCGAGCCUGAGCUACAUUAUCUUCGAUUACCCAAGGAUAUUAGUGAGGAUUAUGUCAUUCUGAUGGACAGUACAGUGUCAACAGGAGCUGCUGCAAUGAUGGCAGUUCGAGUCCUUCUGGAUCAUGAUGUGCAAGAAGAUAAAAUUUUCCUGCUCUCAUUGCUGAUGGCUGAAAUGGGAGUGCACUCGGUGGCGUAUGCGUUUCCUAAGGUUAACAUUAUCACCACUGCUGUAGACAAGAAAGUAAAUGAUGAAUUUCACAUUAUUCCUGGAAUAGGUAACUUUGGAGAUCGAUACUUUGGCACCGAUGCACCAUCUGAUUGGUAUGAGUGUGAUGAGGGCAUGGAAUACUAAGUAUUUUACUGUGUAUCUGAGAUAUCCAAGAUGGCCUGGAAGCAGAAGGAUUGUUUGCUAUACCUGAACAUAUUUUUGACUGUAUCGAACAGCAAGCUGAACAUUCCUUUUCUGAAUUCAUAAUGUCAAUUAAGAUGUAUUUUGAAUAUUUUCAAUUUUUCAAGUUUGGGCCUGACCUGUUAUACCAUUUAAGUUAGCAUUUUUAGUUCAGAAUUCACAUUUAGAAUGCCAGCUAUUAGUAAAAUGUAUCCGAUUUCAAAUAAUCUAGUCAUUUGUAAAGUAUAUAUAUGAGAAUUGGAUCUGCUUGAGUUCAGUUUCAGAAGUUAAAAACUUGAACUUUUUUAAAACAUAUCUGAAAAAAAUCUAAUGGCUCCAUUUGUAGUAAUUGUGUGGCUUUUUAAGUAAGCAAUGAAGGUAUAUAACUUAUUUAUAUAUCUCCCAACUAGUACUUCAAGUAGUUUAAACUCAGCAGGAGUGGUAGAAUUUAUGGAGAGAGGAGAGUUAAUGUUUUGAAUCCAAUAUGACAGUCUUUGGAAUGUUUUAAAGCAUAGUGGUAUUGGACUCAGAUAUUGCCAGACAUGCUGAGUUUCUCCAACACUUUGUUUUUGUUUCAGAACUCCAGCAUCACAUUACUUCAUUUUACUUCAGCUAUGUUUUCUUGUAAAUUGCAAUGCUAUCAUAAAUAAAUAUCACUAUUUAAACAUGACCCAUUGGCCACAAGUAAUAUGUUGAUCACAUGCAAUAUAUUUGCAAAGAUUGUUCGUUAAAGAUUCCUAGCUGAGACUGAAAUAAAGUUUCACUUUUGCAUAAAUUCAUCUUUAAUUAAAAUGUGUCUUCAGUCACAAAGACUUCACAUAGAAUCUCCUUCAAUAGAGGUUCUAAUAAGUAUUCCUUAAAAAUCCUUCCUACAUCUCAUGUGAACCUUUAACUGUUCUGAGAUCUGUUGUGAAAAUAAUGUAGGAUCAGCUGCACUAUCAUAAAAAAAAGCCGAUGGAAACUAAUAGCAUUGUUCUUUUUUUUGUAUAUUAAUUUAAUUAAUUGCACAUAAGUAACAUCAGUGAUCCUCUGGAAUUGAAAGCUUGGCUUAUUACCUGAUUUCACUUCUUAAUUUAACCACACAUCAAUUUUAUAUCUGUCAUUAUGAAUGGUGACUGCUUGUUAAGAUAAUAGUUGAAAAAUAAUCAAGUCCCACAGCACUUGCAGAUUAACAGAAUAAUGAGAUCCAAAUGCUUAUCUCUGUCCAUUCCAAUCCUUUGCUCCCAUAGGCCCCCCACCCCACCAAGCUCAGAGUCAACUCUCAUAAUUCUCACAGAAAGAUCGCAAUUUUCAAGCCCUGAAAUGAAGUCACAAUGAGGGGGGGAGAAAUUGGAAAGCACUGCUGCAAAUAAGGAGCUUGAAUUUUUCCACUUAUACACCACAUUGUUAAAUUUUGAAGGAAAUGCUUACAUUUAUGACUAGCUUUUCAUGUUAUAGGGAUGUACUAAAGUUCUUUACAGUCAAUAAACUACUCUUAUUUUGUACCUACUUUCUCUGUGUAUUCUUUCAUGGAAUGCGGGCACUGCUGACUAGACCAGCAUUUGUAUCCCAUUUCCAAGAAGUAGUUAGGAGUGAGCUACACUGACUAGAUCUAGAGUCACAUGCAGACCAGACUAGGUCAGGAUAGCAGAUUACAAUCCAUAGAGAUUGUCGAUGACUUUUGUGACAAUCAGCAGUGGUUAUAUGGUCACCAUUAGGCUAGUUUUUUUUAUUGAAUUCAAAUUCCACCAUCUGCCAUGAUGGCAUUCAAACCCUUAGAACAUUAUUAUGGUUUUCUAGAUUUUCUGAUAACACUACCACUAUGUCACUGCUUCUCCCAUGACUUAAUAAAUUGUUAAAUUUUGCAAAAUCAGACUUAUAAUUAAUAUUAACUUGCUUUUAUUUUGUUUAAAGAAAAUAUGGUUCCGAUGUUCCUUGGAAAUGGGAUGAAUCUAUUGAGAUUCAACUGUAUUUGAAUACAAAUGGAACCUGAAGGGUUAUGCACCAUAAUUUAUUAUUGAUUAACCAGAUAUUCAUGUAAACUAUGAAUGUUUUAACAAUUAAAAUGUUAAAUAUUGUUAUGCAGUUAAAGUAACAUAUAAAUGCAUAUUAAGACCCAAAAGGCAACAACAGCACUGUUGACUUUAUUAUUUAGUGUGGCAGACGGGAGAAGCGAUAUUAAAUUUGCUGACUGAAAAUGCAAAACCCCUAAAUGUUCUAUGAUAUUGUUUUUUUUAAAAUAUGGAAAUGUGCAAAUGUCAGAAGUCAUGUAAUGCACAAUGUAUGUAUAAAUAUUCUGCAACCUGUAUUAUUUUAACUGUACAUUUCUUGCAUCUGAUAAAGUUUAUAUUAUAUUGUGCCACAUAACAAA
Messenger RNA from Chiloscyllium plagiosum (whitespotted bambooshark), 2956 nucleotides. The record is from RefSeq and is a predicted model, not a curated record. Lineage: Eukaryota; Metazoa; Chordata; Chondrichthyes; Orectolobiformes; Hemiscylliidae.